Molecule: messenger RNA, 304 nt
Organism: Staurois parvus
Lineage: Eukaryota; Metazoa; Chordata; Amphibia; Anura; Ranidae
Source: the annotation of a GenBank genome assembly
CCACAGUCUCUGGUCAUUCCCUGUACUAUGUCCGCAGUCUCAGGUCAUCCCCUGUACUGUGUCUGCAGUCUCUGGUCAUCCCCUGUACUGUGUCCGCAGUCUCUGGUCAUCUCCUUUACUGUGUCCGCAGUCUCUGGUCAUCCCCUGUACUAUGUCCGCAGUCUCUGGUCAUCUCCUGUACUAUGUCCGCAGUCUCUGGUCAUCCCCUGUACUAUAUCCGCAGUCUCUGGUCAUCCCCUGUACUGUGUCCGCAGUCUCUGGUCAUCUCCUGUACUGUAAAGUAAAAUAUAUUGUAUUUUUUUUU